Molecule: messenger RNA, 1194 nt
Organism: Dreissena polymorpha
Lineage: Eukaryota; Metazoa; Mollusca; Bivalvia; Myida; Dreissenidae
Product: protein turtle-like
Exons: 6
Coding region: 16-1014 (332 amino acids)
Molecular function (GO): protein binding
Source: RefSeq, a predicted model, not a curated record
AGAUCUUCUCCUUUUAUGCCACCGGCACCUAAAGUUUGGACGAAAAUUAACAGUAGUGUAAUUCUAACGUACACUAUCAUGGCGUAUCCUCCGCCAAGCUCUUCAUCGGCAUUUGUUUGGCGGAAGAAAGUAAAUGAAGACUGGUUUAUUGUUAAUGAUACGAGAAGACGUCAUAUUCAAAUUUCUCAAGACAGACUUCAGACAAACCUUUCAAUAUUUCAAGUUCAUGCAGACGAUUUUACAAACUAUACGGUAAAAGUGAACAAUGACAUUGGCACCACAGAACAGACAUUUGUUAUUCAAGCGAAAGAAGAGCCAGCUAUACCAGAGCAUUUCCGUGUAUCUGAAGAUCCGCUAACAGACAACACUGUAAUCGUUGAAUGGAAACCGGGAUUUAACGGCGGGGAAAAUCAAUGGUUCGUUAUUGGAUAUAAACAAGAAACGGGCAAACAUUGGACUUACAAAACUAAACUUGAAAAUAUCACUCGAAUAGCGAUUGAAGGACUGGUUGCCGGAACCUCUUAUCAAUUCAAAAUGUAUGCAGAAAAUUCAGUUGGAAGAUCACAGGAAACAAUUGUUUUAACAUUGGUUAGGCGAGCAGCCAAAGCUGAUAAUGGAUCAUCUUCACCUGUCGGGGCUGCAGUGGGAGGGGCUGUCGGUGGAAUUCUUACGAUAGUCAUCUGCAUUGUUCUUUGGAAAUGUAGAAACACAUUUACUUUUAAAAGAAAUCCUGAUGCUAGUGCUCCUUACGUUGACUUAUUCAAAGGACAGACAAAUGUCUCAGCUGUCAAUACCAGCUCCGAAUAUGAAGUAUGCAGAGUUGAAUCCCAGCAGAGGGACCAGUACGAGACACUCGCUGAAACUUCGUUUCAUGUGUACUCAGCCAUAUCAAGAAUCGGCACAGAGGGGAUUAUUUUUUUUAACCGUGAAUCUGUAGCUUCAGAUAAUGAUUGUGCAGUAGGGAGAGAAGACAGAUCAUAUGUUAAUUUAGUAUUAUCGGAGACUGAAAAGUAAACAAAGUAACGUAUUUUUCUUGCAUUUGUAAAAUUACUAAAUUAAACAGUUGCAAAUUUAAUACGAAGUGCUAGUUACAUACGUGUAAAUGUGAAAAGCGCAUUGGCAUUGAUGCAUAUGAAUGAUUUGAAUUGAUAGUGUUGAAAACACGCACUAUUCAUAAUGAAACAAAUAAGCAGU